UCGUCUUCUCCCUUCUGGAGAAGUCGGGAAGGUGGCAGCGGCGGCGGCGGCGGUUGUCCCGGCCGGGCCGGUUGGUGUGGCCGGUCAGUCCGCGCUUCUCAGCGCCCGCGCCGCGCCCAGCCCAGUGGACUCGAGCGGCGGCGGCGGCCGGCCCGGUGCGGGGCGCGCGCUGACGGAGGGCGGCGGCCGCGGCCAGGGCGGCCCGUGGGAGCGCGGGCCCCCGGCGCAGCGCCGCCCGGCUCCCGGCCCUGCCGGCCUGCUCCCCCGGGCGCCGCGACCAUGGCGGCCAGCGCCAAGCGGAAGCAGGAGGAGAAGCACCUGAAGAUGCUGCGGGACAUGACCGGCCUCCCGCACAACCGAAAGUGCUUCGACUGCGACCAGCGCGGCCCCACCUACGUGAACAUGACGGUGGGCUCCUUCGUCUGUACCUCCUGCUCCGGCAGCCUGCGAGGGUUAAAUCCACCACACAGGGUGAAAUCUAUCUCCAUGACAACAUUCACACAACAGGAAAUUGAAUUUCUACAAAAACAUGGAAAUGAAGUCUGUAAACAGAUUUGGCUAGGAUUAUUUGAUGAUAGAUCUUCAGCAAUUCCAGACUUCAGGGAUCCACAAAAAGUGAAAGAGUUCCUACAAGAAAAAUAUGAAAAGAAAAGAUGGUAUGUCCCACCAGAACAAGCCAAAGUAGUGGCAUCUGUUCAUGCAUCUAUUUCAGGCUCCUCUGCCAGUAGCACAAGCAGCACACCUGAGGUCAAACCACUGAAAUCUCUUUUAGGAGAUUCAGCACCAGCCCUGCACCUAAAUAAGGGCACACCUAGUCAGUCCCCUGUUGUAGGUCGCUCUCAAGGACAGCAGCAGGAAAAGAAGUUUGACCUUUUAAGUGAUCUUGGCUCAGACAUAUUUGCUGCUCCAGCUUCUCAGUCAUCAGCUACAGCCAAUUUUGCUAACUUUGCACAUUUCAACAGUCAUGUAGCUCAGAAUUCUGCAAAUGCAGAUUUUGCAAACUUUGAUGCAUUUGGACAGUCUAGUGGUUCGAGUAAUUUUGGAGGUUUCCCCACAGCAAGUCACUCUCCUUUUCAGCCCCAAACUACAGCAUUUAGAAUGCUUUCAUCUAGCUGCAGUUUUGGUGAAUUUACUUCUGCUUUUCCUCUCCAGGCUACCCACAGUGGAAGUGCUGGAUCAGUAAAUGCUAAUUUUGCUCAUUUUGAUAACUUCCCUAAAUCCUCCAGUGCUGAUUUUGGAACCUUCAGUACGUCCCAGAGUCAUCAAACAGCAACAACUGUUAGUAAAGUUGCAACAAAUAAAGCUGGUCUUCAGGCUGCAGACAAAUAUGCGGCACUUGCUAAUUUAGACAAUAUCUUCAGUGCUGGACAAGGUGGUGAUCAGGGGAGUGGCUUUGGAACGACAGGUAAAGCUCCUGUUAGUUCUGUGGUUUCACUUCCCAGUCAGCCAAGUGCGUCUUCAGACAAGUAUGCAGCUCUGGCAGAACUAGACAGCGUUUUCAGCUCUGCAGCCACCUCCAAUAAUGCGUACACUUCCACAAGUAAUGCCAGCAGCAAUGUUUUUGGAACAAUGCCAGUGGGUGCUUCUGCACAGACACAGCCUGCUUCUUCAAGUGUGCCCGCUCCAUUUGGAGCUACGCCUUCCACAAAUCCAUUUGUGGCUGCUGCUGGUCCUUCUGUGGCAUCUUCUACAAAUCCAUUUCAGACCAAUGCCAGAGGAACAACAGCGGCAACCUUUGGCACCGCAUCCAUGAGCAUGCCUGCGGGCUUCGGGACGCCUGCGCCCUAUAGUCUUCCCACCAGCUUCAGUGGCAGCUUCCAGCAGCCUGCCUUCCCAGCCCAAGCAGCUUUCCCUCAACAGACAGCUUUUUCUCAACAGCCCAAUGGUGCAGGUUUUGCAGCAUUUGGACAAACAAAGCCAAUGGUAACCCCUUUUGGUCAAGUUGCAGCUGCUGGAGUAUCUAGUAAUCCUUUUAUGACUGGUGCACCGACAGGACAAUUUCCAACAGGAAGCUCAUCAACCAAUCCUUUCUUAUAGCCUUAUAUAGACAUUUUACUGGAAAGAACUUUUACAUGGUCACAUUACAUCUCUCCGCCUCUUGCACUGUUGUCUUGUUUCACUGAUCUUAGCUUUAAACACAAGAGAAGUCUUUAAAAAGCCUGCAUUGUGUAUUAAACACCAGGUAAUAUGUGCAAAACAGAGGGCUCCAGUAACAACUUUUAACCUGUGAAUUGGCAGAAAAAGGUAGCGGUAUCAUGUAUAUUAAAAAUUGGCUAAUAUUAAGUUAUUGCAGAUACCACAUUCAUUAUGCUGCAGUACUGUACAUAUUUUUCUUAGAAAUUAGCUAUUUGUGCAUAUCAGUAUUUGUAACUUUUAACACAUUGUUAUGUGGAAAAUGUUACUGGGGAAAUAGAUCAGCCACUUUUAAGGUGCUGUCAUGUACCUCGGAAUGAAUGACCUGAAAUAAUUUUAACCAUUGCUACUGGAAAGUUACAAACUCAGAAUUGGAAGGUUUUAUUCAGUCUUGAAUUUUUCCCUCCUAAAGAGCUCUUCUAUUUAUACAUGCCUAAAUUCUUUAAAAAUGUAGAAGGAUACCUGUCUGCAUAAUAAAGCUGAUCAUGUUUUGCUACAGUUUGCAGGUGAAAAAAAUAAAUAUUAGAAAAUAUGCUAUUGUUUUUGUGUUCUUGCUGCAAUGCCUUUACCAAAGUGGCCUUAAAUGUGAGUAGUGAAUUGAGAACAUCUUGAAUUCUUAAAUUAGGAUUUCAGAAGACUUCUAGUGACUAACUUUUAUGUCUAAAAGAGAAAAUUUUAUAAAAAGGCCAUGUAGAAAAUGUAUUAAAACUACUAUGACUGCUAUAUUCAGGAAUAUGUCAGUGGUAAAGCAUUUACAUGUAGCUUGUCAGAUUCACCAUAAUCCUUCUAAUUUCUUUGCAACUUCUUAAUUUUGUGAAAUUUGUAAAUAUGAAGAAUUUGCAUGUAUGUGUAUUUACAAAUUUUUUAAAGUAUCUUGAAUUCUCAGACUUCAAAAGGCCUAUUUUAAAUAUUGAUUUUAAAAAUACUGUCUUUGAAUGUAUUGGAAGCAGACAUGCAUUAACUGUGACAUGAUUGCACCUCAGAUUUGUUUUCUGUUUAGACAAACUGAUAUUAUUAAUAGGACAUUUGUUUAUGUUCAUCUCUGGGGGGGUAAAGAAACUGGAACCCAGUAUUACCUUGAAGUUAUAGAAUACUUUGUUUAAAAGGGCAAUGAUACUAAUGUUUAGUUAUAUCUUUUUGUUAAUAUUCAAAUGAACUUGUUUAAAUAUUUAUGUGCAGCAAUGCCUCAUUCAUCCAGAGAUAAUCUGGCAGUCUCAUCAAAACAACACAGCUGGGAAACUUGGAAUCAGCUUUUUUUUUUAGUGCCUUUGAGCAACCUACUUAAGUCAUGAAGUCUUUACUGAUUAUUUGGUUUCCCAGCCCAUAACAAAUUAGCAGUUCAGAGGUUGUUGCUCAAAAGGUAGGAGAUAGAAAAAAACUAUGAAGAGUAUACUCUUGAAGACUUUAGUGUAGGGGCAGCCAGCCCAGCCUAGAUCACUAAAUCACAUCAUCUUCUAAUAAUUGUCUAUUUCGCUGACUCUCUGUCAUCAAGAAAAGCUGAAAUUACAUAUACAAAUGGGUAGCAUGUGUUUAUAACGUUUUAUCUUAUAAUGAUUAGACAUUUUUUAAAAAGCUUUGGUAUUAAAAGAGGUGAACAUCUGUUUCCUCAAACAUUUUAUUCAUGUUGAAUACCUUUUUCAGUGGUGGCUACAUGAGUUAUCCUACUAUACUCAACCUGUGUAGUGUUUUAGACUUGUUAAAACAUUGCUGUUUGUUGCAUAUCUAGCUGAAUGUGUGGUUUACCUGACCCAUUUGAUAAGAAGACUGGGAGAUGUCUGCCCCUUUUCUGAGCAGUAUGCCUCUUAUUUUAGAAUUAAAUGAAUGCUGCAACGGUUGUGGUGUGUGUUGGUGUAUACUUGAAAUGUCUACAUUUGUGGGGUCUCCCUCCACCUUUUUUUCAUGGAGGGGACACUAAAGAAAUGUCUUUGAAUGUCUCUGUUUUAGAUUGUAUUGGGUCCCAGUCAAUCCACAUGUACAAAGUUAUAAUAUAUAAUUAUAGGCAUUACCCAAAUAACCUUCCAGCUUUCCAUCUAAGAAAUACGUAAAUUAAACAGUUAUU
Eptesicus fuscus (big brown bat) is the source of this 4192-nucleotide messenger RNA. It is a transcript of the gene AGFG1, whose product is annotated as ArfGAP with FG repeats 1. The transcript has 14 exons. Gene Ontology annotation, cellular component: cytoplasmic vesicle. The record is from RefSeq and is a predicted model, not a curated record. Gene Ontology annotation, molecular function: GTPase activator activity. NCBI's taxonomy places the organism in Eukaryota, Metazoa, Chordata, Mammalia, Chiroptera, Vespertilionidae. The coding region runs from base 280 to 2037 and encodes 585 amino acids.